CUGUCGCCGCUGUGCGCUGCGGUGCAGGCGGCGGGACGAUGGAUCCGGGAUCGCGGCGUGUUCUGAUCCUGCUCGCUGUCCCUGCUGACACCUGAGCCACGGCGGUGAUGCUGCCAAGACCUCUGCAGCCCACAAGUCAGCCUACAUGGUAGGAGUGCCAGCCUGUUAGCUCCAAGGCCGCUCAAGAUCAGCAAGAGCAUAAUCUAGAAAUAUUGUCAGCCAUGCCUUUAGUGAAGAGAAGCAUCGAACCCCGGCACUUGUGCCGUGGAGCUCUACCCGAGGGGAUCACCAGUGAGCUUGAAUGUGUAACUAACAGCACUCUGGCUGCCAUCAUCCGCCAGCUAAGCAGUCUGAGCAAACAUGCAGAAGACAUAUUUGGCGAGUUAUUUAAUGAGGCUAACAACUUCUACAUCAGAGCAAAUUCUCUUCAAGACAGAAUUGAUCGCCUUGCUGUCAAAGUCACCCAGCUGGACUCCACAGUGGAGGAGGUCUCACUACAGGAUAUCAACAUGAAGAAAGCGUUCAAAAGCUCUACCAUCCAAGACCAGCAGGUGGUCUCCAAGAACAGCAUUCCCAACCCUGUUGCUGACAUUUACAACCAGAGUGACAAGCCUCCGCCCCUGAACAUUCUCACACCCUACAGGGAUGACAAGAAGGAUGGGCUGAAGUUCUACACGGAUCCCUCUUACUUCUUUGACCUCUGGAAAGAAAAGAUGCUGCAGGACACAGAAGACAAGAGGAAGGAGAAGCGACGUCAGAAGGAGCAAAAACGUGUAGAUGGCACCACCCGUGAGGUGAAAAAGGUUAGAAAAGCCAGAAACAGGCGGCAGGAGUGGAAUAUGAUGGCGUAUGACAAAGAGCUUAGGCCGGACAACAGGUUGUCUCAGAGUGUGCACCACGGAGCAUCCUCCGAGGGAUCUCUGUCCCCAGAUACUAGGUCUCACACAUCCGACGUCACCGAUUACUCUUAUCCUGCUACUCCCAGCCACUCUUUGCAGCCACAGCCGGUGACACCGUCCUGCCCAGCUGGUGAUGCACCGCUGCACGGAGCCACAAACCAAGGCGCUGAGCAUGAGUGCCGACCUUCCUCUGCCUCAGCAAGGCACAUGGCUCUAAACAGACCUCAGCAGCCACCGCCCCCACCUCCUCCUCAGGCCCCAGAGGGGUCCCAGGCUUCUACUUCAGUGGCUCCAGGCGACUAUGGGGUGCUUCCAGCACAGAUAAUUGAAUACUACAACCCCUCAGGACCACCACCACCUCCCCCUCCACCCAUGAUUCCUUCAGCACAAACUGCCUUCGUUAGCCCUCUACAGAUUCCUGCACAGCCCCCAUUCCCCGCCUCAGCUGGUUCCACGUACCCUGCUCCUUCUCAUCAGCCCUCCACUGGGCUCCUGGCCACAGCACCGCCUCCUCCAGGUCCCCCACCUCCUCCACCUGGCCCUCCUGGCCCCUCUUCUCUUUCAUCCUCCCCACUGCAUGGUCCCACUGUCACUGAGGCAAAGCGCCCAGAACCUACACAGCCACCCAUAAGUGAUGCAAGAAGUGACCUCCUGGCUGCCAUCCGGAUGGGAAUCCAGUUGAAAAAGGUGCAGGAGCAACGUGAGCAGGAAGCCAAACGGGAGCCUGUCGGGAACGAUGUGGCCACAAUCUUGUCUAGACGCAUUGCUGUGGAGUACAGUGACUCAGAUGAUGACUCUGAGUUUGACGAGAAUGACUGGUCCGACUGAAUCGCACAGGGCCAGGCAGCAGGGGGGACAGCCAGGGCACUGUAUGGAAGUGUGUUAGGAGCGCGUGUGAUCUCUGCACCCACAUAGUGGUAUUACCCUGUAGCUUUAGUAACUUUUGUAUUAACAGUGUGCUAUUGCUUCUGCACAUCCUUCUGGAUUGUUGAGUAUUUACUGUGUAAUACUUAAGUGCCACUAAACACAGCACAGCGUGCUGCACACCAGGAAAUACGCUGUAACUAGUGCAUAGUCCCGAAAUAGCAUCUCGCUUCCCUCUCAGCUGGGAGAGUCUUCACUCUUGUCCCUCCUGAUUUGGCAGACUUGCCAUGUGUCUGUGGAGCUGCCCAGCGUCAGGUCUUUGCAAGAUGAAUGGCUGUGUCGCAGUGAUGUCUUCCAACCAGUAGGUGACACUGCUUUACUGUUUCUUUCCUCUGCAGGGUGAUUUCCAGGUGGACUUGGUUCUAGAGGGAGAGGUUUAACAAGUCAGAAUGAGACGUUUCUCUAUUUGGACUCUUGGCCUGGUGGCCUCCAAGUGAAUGAGUGUGCUCCGCUGCCCUUGUGUGCUCUGUUGCUUCUGUUACCUUUGCACCCACAACAGAGAGUUCCCUUUUCAAGCACGGGCCCCUGUGGGGACUCACGUGGAAAGUGCCCACUAGUGACUUCUGUUCAAUUUCGCAAAUGGAACUCACUAUAGUGGCCAGCCCUGAUAGUGUGGACACAAGUUAGCCAGGCCAGAUGCAAGCUGCCCAGGGUCUGCAGAGCUUACAUGGCAAAGCUGCCGCAUCUGGUCCCCUCCUACCCCACCCAGUGCAGAUGAGACCUACACAUGUCAUUUCCUGGGAUCCCUGCUCCUCUGUUACCAUGGAGAGAGCAUAAUUCAGCGCCUCACCCCACUUGCUCAGAACCUUAGGAGCUUGGGUUUAGCUGAGAGAUGCCGCCAGCUGUUCACGACCCAUGGUGCUGUGGCUGGAUUCACACUCAGUCUCUCAAACAGGCCUUCACCCCUCCUGAAGCACAGUAAUCUUUUCUCAUGUUGUUGGCACAUUUUAAUUAAAAAGUACCUCACCAUAUAAACUGGAUCCAGCCAGUUGCCAUGGCAGAGAACCCUGACUUCCCCUCUGAUGUCUGGUCCCUGGUGUAGGCGGGGCUCUGACUCCAGGAAGACAGUGUCAGCUUUGCUGGAGAAAGGACAGCUACUCAUUUAGCAAGUCACUAGGUGUUCCAGGUGGGUUACAGAUAGGACCUCAUGGACGUGCUAGGAUGUGGAUUCCUCAGGACCCCUUACGUGCACACUUCAAAUGGAGUGCGUCCACUGCAGAUAUUAGUAUCGCUCACUUUGGAUAAAAAGGAGAAUCUAGAGCUGGGGCAAAUUGUGUCCAUUGAUGCAUAAUGUCAGUGGGGUAGUAAUGAGUGAUGUUUGCUCAUGAGUUUGGGGACAUCACCCAGCUGCCCACAUCACCCUCUGUGUGAGAGGACACUUGUCCACUUGGGCAGCCGUCUUGUAACACCUGACAGUAGUAGGUUUUAGUCAUGUCGAAUUGACACUAAAAACCCAUCUACAGCCCCCUGCCUGUGUCCUGCUUUGGCACGUGUCCCAGUGUUCUCUGCUGCUGGGUGGGCUGGUAUGCCCUUCCAGUGAUCAUCCUGGACCCUGUGCGCACAUGGCCAUUGCUGUGACUUGCUGUCAUAGUAGUAAUUUAAAGAAGCUUUUAUGUUUCUUUCUCAUUUCUAUUUUUCCAGCAUUGAGACCUACCGCGUUGGCAUCAUCCUCAGGACUUUGCCAUUUUGAGUCUUUUGUUCUGCUCACAGUAGUUUGCCUCUGUUGUUCCCUGUGGACUCCAGAACUCACAUUUGGCAGCACUCCUUCAUUUGGUAGGGCCCUUACGUUCUCAGGGUGGAGGAAAUACAUUAAAGCUACCAUCCAUUGUCAGGAUUUUUUUUCUGAUAUAUCAUAGUGAAGUUAGUGGCACUUUAUUCAUAAAUAUUUGGGAGCUUAACAAUUGUUGGUUGUCUUAUAGUUUCAUCAACCAGUUAAGUUUUAGUUUGUUUUUAUAGCUAGUGAGAAAUCUUUUGCCCAAUGUAUUCUGUAACUCUUGAAAGAAUAGAAAGUGGCUAAAAUCCAAUUUAGAUUACCUUUAGAGUAUCUUUCGGCAAAUCUGAUCUAGUCUAAAAUUUAAACCCAAGUUGCUUCUAAUACUUUACAGAAGAGCACAAAGCAAAAUGUUUAAAUUUUCUGUUUCUAUUUUUUAAAACUAUCCUCUAAAACAAAUGAAGAACAGAAUUUCAUAGCAUAUUUGAUUUCUACGAAUUUCAAUCUUAGAAUUACAGUUAUAAAUUUUAGGAUUAUUUUAAAUUGUUCCCAACUUUUGUGUCCUUAUGUAUUUUAGAUGAGUAUCUGACAUGUUUUUUUUUCUCAUUUUAUAGACUCAGGCAGAUGGAUAGAUGGAGGGGUGGGUGAGAAGUGGACAGAUGGAUGGAUAGAUGGAUGGAUUGUGGGUAGGUAAGUGGGUAGAUGGAUGAUAGAUGGGUGGGUGAGCGAAUGGGUGAGAGGUAGGUGGGCAGGUGGAUUGGUGAGUGGAUGGAUGAAUGGGUGGUAAAUAGAUGAAGCGAUUGUAGAUGGCUAUAUGAGUGGGUGGAGGUCUGGAUGGGUGGUAGAUGGAUGGGUGCAUGGGUAGGUAGUGGAUAGAUGAUGCCUGAGUCUGCACAUCACUGCACUCCAGAAGGCAAAUGAGUGCCCAAACCAUGAGCUUUGAUACUUAGAUUUUAUUUACUAAGAUGCUAUUAGAAGAUGGAAUUUUUCAUCCCCAUACAUUUUUUAACACAUCAGAAUUGUUAUGAGCAGAGGAUGGAAAGGGUCAUGAAAGCUUUGUAGUAUUUUCAGCAGAAAUAUGUGAUACAUUUGAAUCCCUUAAAGACUGCAAAGAGUGUGUCAGCAAGACUGGCAAGGAGUUUUUGUUUUAUGAAGGCGAGUAUCUUUAUCUUGCAGUAUUAUCAAUGCAGUUGUGAAUUGAAUCUAAAGUGGUAUUAAAAACUGUCAAACAAUUUUUAAUCUGUUUGUAUAUCUUACAAUAGAUCACAGAUAACAUCUAAAUAAAAUCACACGUGUAACCCUA
This is a messenger RNA of Myodes glareolus (Bank vole), 4837 nucleotides long. It is a transcript of the gene Wasf3, whose product is annotated as WASP family member 3. Gene Ontology annotation, cellular component: cytoskeleton; SCAR complex; lamellipodium. Gene Ontology annotation, molecular function: protein kinase A regulatory subunit binding; actin binding; Arp2/3 complex binding. The record is from RefSeq and is a predicted model, not a curated record. Gene Ontology annotation, biological process: actin cytoskeleton organization; positive regulation of Arp2/3 complex-mediated actin nucleation. NCBI's taxonomy places the organism in Eukaryota, Metazoa, Chordata, Mammalia, Rodentia, Cricetidae.